Trypanosoma grayi is the source of this 783-nucleotide messenger RNA. RefSeq lists its product as hypothetical. NCBI's taxonomy places the organism in Eukaryota, Euglenozoa, Kinetoplastea, Trypanosomatida, Trypanosomatidae. Gene Ontology annotation, molecular function: structural constituent of ribosome. Bases 1 to 783 code for a protein of 260 amino acids. The record is from RefSeq and is a predicted model, not a curated record. The transcript has a single exon. Gene Ontology annotation, biological process: mitochondrial translation. Gene Ontology annotation, cellular component: mitochondrial large ribosomal subunit.
AUGAGCCGCAAUGGUGAGCUGUGCCUCAAGAAGGUGAUUGUGUCGUACUGCCCAAGCAGCGGAUCACCGAAUGUGCGCCAGUUCCUUGCAACACAUUUGCCCCGCUUUCACGCGAAGUACCCGAGCGUAACGAUCGACAUUCGCCCCCGUCUGUGGGCGGAGACGAGCAUGACCGGCGUCUACCGCGAUGGCAGCGAACGGGCCUGCCAGAUACGGUACAUGAGCCCGAUGGGCAUCUGGCUGCGCCUCAACCGUCUCGUCAACACUGCGAAUGACUACGACCAGCCGUUUUCUGCCGCCCACCUGCACUUCCAGCGGCGCUCGGUGCAGGGCACGUGGAACCCAUGGCUCUGGCACUACGAGACGGAACGCCGCCGCACAGAGGUUCCGCAGUGGCGCCGCAAGCUUUCGGAGGAGGAGUGGGACUACUACAUCGGACAAUACAGCGCACAGAUGAAGCACGAGGAAGAGGAGAUCCAGCGGCGGGUCACAGAGCACACCGACAUUCCUGAGCAGAGCACCAUGGAGGUACAGGAGCGGUGGAAGAAGCACGUGAUGCCGCGCCUGCAAACGGACGUGGAGUUUAACCUCGCGCAUUUCAAGCGUCAACAUGCCAAAGGUCAACGGCCUCAGCCGGUGUCAAUGGGAGAGUACAAACUCUUCUCCGUGCCUGACCACCGCGAAAUGGGUCAGGAUGCCGUUGAUAUGAUGCGGCGUAGAGAGGCGAAACAUCUGGAGGAGUGGUGGCGGCAGCGGAAGGAGCAAUUGAAGCCGCCCAAGUGA